This is a messenger RNA of Microtus ochrogaster (prairie vole), 264 nucleotides long. It is a transcript of the gene Prlh, whose product is annotated as prolactin releasing hormone. Gene Ontology annotation, biological process: feeding behavior; G protein-coupled receptor signaling pathway; response to peptide hormone. Lineage: Eukaryota; Metazoa; Chordata; Mammalia; Rodentia; Cricetidae. The record is from RefSeq and is a predicted model, not a curated record. Gene Ontology annotation, molecular function: prolactin-releasing peptide receptor binding; neuropeptide hormone activity.
AUGGCAUCUCUGAGGGCAUGGCUCCUAUGCCUGCUGCUCUUAGCCUUGGUCCUGCCAGGAGCUUCCAGCCGAGCCCACCAGCACUCCAUGGAGACACGCACACCUGACAUCAAUCCAGCCUGGUACACAGGCCGUGGGAUCAGGCCCGUGGGCCGCUUCGGCAGGAGGAGGGCAGCCCUGAGGGAUGUCACUGUACCUGGCCUGCGGUGCCGGCUAAGCUGCCUCCCGUUGGAGGGGGGCGCCAAGUUCUCUCAGCAUGGAUGA